Molecule: messenger RNA, 3369 nt
Organism: Anopheles darlingi
Lineage: Eukaryota; Metazoa; Arthropoda; Insecta; Diptera; Culicidae
Gene: pigeon
Product: protein pigeon
Exons: 4
Coding region: 400-3369 (989 amino acids)
Biological process (GO): positive regulation of amyloid-beta formation
Cellular component (GO): trans-Golgi network
Source: RefSeq, a predicted model, not a curated record
GUAGCCUUCGGGGCGACCAGCACGCAAACGCAACAAAUAGCUGUGGGGAAGGGUACAGCAAAACCCGUCAACACUUUAUCAGUGCCGAAUUCCAGCAUCAUCGACGGAGAGGAAAUUAUUGAUUUCAUCGAGCUACCAGGAACGUCAAAAUUGAGUAACGCUCCAGCCUCGGCCCUGUCUAGCGUUUAGUGUGUUUGGCCUAGAGUCGCCUCAGGCAUAUGUCCGAUGAAAAACUGCGGUCCCAUGAGUGUGUUUCCAGUGAUUUUGUCUAGUGUAUAAACUUUAAUACCGUUUCCUAGCCCAGGCUUGGGGGUUUCGAGUCUAAAUCUCGAAGGUGUGUCGGAAUUCCGGUCCGAGUAAAGGAAUCGAAAAGGAUUCAGCGAGAGAGUUACAGACAGCAUGUUGAAGCAGGAAAAUUUGGCAGCCAACUUUUGCGGUCUACUAGCGCUCAGCGGAAACCGAGAUGUCGCCAUUGAGUGGCGUAUAUUGGGUAAGGAACAGGACAGCUCACUGCUGGCCAGCUGGGUUUCGUUCGACGCGAAGCGGAAUCGUGAUGAGCAGCAACAGGAACAGCGUACCAACAUCGGUAUUUACACGGCCAAGAGCAAAACAUUCGACGUGUUGUACACAUUUGCCGGGCGUGAAAACGUUAUCCAGGCUUCGGUGAACCGAACUCGCACGUUGCUGCUGUACGUGGUGAAGGAGCUCAAAAAGGACGAGGCCGAUCAGCGGAAACAAGAUGUAUACCGUGCGUACCUGGUGGAAGUACGACCCAAGGUCGACACGGUACGUCCGCAUCUACUGAUCGAGGUAGCUAACAAUCGACAGGUGAUGGCCACGUUUCUGUGGCGUAAACUGUCCACUUUCGAGAAGAACUUUCAGGAUAAGUUUCUCCUGCUGGUGCACCAUGAGCACGUGCUGCUGUACACGGUAUCAUUGAAAACGGCCACAGUAGACGGUGUACCGGUGGUAGCGACGAACGAGGACGACGAGCUGGUUACUGGAGGUGGUCGUAGGCGCAUCGAUUAUAUGAAUCCCCGCGCAUGGGAAGCCGACUGGGAGGGGCUGAAGAGUGAAACGAUCACAAAGAGCUUUAUCUGGGCCCAGUGGGACCCGUCUGUCCAGUCACUCUACUACAUACACCUGAAGCCGAGCAGCAGGACCAUCUUCGAGAAGGAGCUCGAAGAGGCUGAAGCAGAGCGUGCGGAAGAUGGAACGGGUACGGCCCAACCCGAACGGCGCAUGCAACCGACACUUUCCGCCUUUCAGUUCCACGAUGAUCUACCCACCGAAACGGUGCUUAACAUUCCGCUAAAUUUGCCCAAAAUACCGGCCUCAAGUAGCGAGGAUAUCUAUGAAGAUGAUACGGUUCCGUUGCGUAUACACGAUUCCUCGCUCAACCUCGUGAUAGUGAGCGAAGAGACUGGGAUGCUGUUCGUGUGCCACUACUAUCUGUACCAACCGAUCAAACCGCAGGAGGAUGACAAUGCUCACAGUGGUGGGGCUUGUGCUUCCGGUCAACCCGGUCAGUCUAGUACGGUUUCACAACCCAAUUUCGAUGUACACUUCGCAUAUUCGGUAACGAUCCUGCACCAUGGCUGCGUGAUACAUUGUGUGAUUCCUGGCAUUCCCUGGGAGAAGGCAAAGCUAAUGAAACCCACGUUCACGCUUCAUGGGGAUCAUCACGUGCUGGUGUUUCAGGCAGAUCUUUUCAUGCAUCUGCUCGAUGUGGGCUUGUCUCACGAACCAUCGUGUCACAUUGUUUGUGCACCGUUCACCCGGGCCCCGAUCACGCAGCUAGUACCGUGUUUUACGACAAACAACAUCUGCUACGAUUCAGCAACGCUUGAUCUCAUCUCGAUUACCAUCCCGAAGGCACAUCUGAUCGAUGCGUUUCGCAAUGACACCUCGAUCGAUAAUCGACUCGCGAUCGUGCACUACUUCCUGGCUCACUCGAACGGGGACAUCAUUGAGAUAUUCUCAGAGAUACUGAGCAUCAUUAUGGAGCGACCGCUGCAUCUGGAUACGGUUCCGCUGCUAAAGGAAGCCCUCAUCGCUGGUACAUACGCGUCGGCCAAGAAAGGGCUAACGCAGGAUCAGCUCACUCUGUUCCGCUUACUACCGCUUACGUCGUGCAGCACCACAAAACCGAUCGAGGCUAAGGUGGGAAGGCUGAACGUCGGUCUGUCUCACGAAACCUUGUACAACACGACGAUGAUGCUGUUGUCGCCACAGCAACGGCUUUCGCCAUUCCGCAAGGACAUCUGGACGUUGCUAUGGGAGCGGUUGAACGAUAACAACAGCAAAGAGAGGAUGCGUUUCCACCAGGAACAGGUACGAGAGAAACUGAUGUACUCGCUGGCCUGUUAUCAGCCUGAAGCCCUGUCACGCUGCACCACACCGAUGUCACCGGCUAACCCGAUUGGUGGCACAGUAGGCACGGAAUAUUUUGUCAAUGCUGCGGCCUCGCGGCGCACACUUCCGAACGAUUUGCUGCCGUUCAUCGAGACGGAGGCAUGCACCGCCAACAAACAGGAGCUGGUCCUGAACGUGAACCUGCGUGAGCUGAGCAUGCAUCUCGUGAAGCACAGUGUUAAAGAGGUGACUGGAUUCCGCUGGCUCAAGACUGCUUUCUAUGAUAGCAAUCCGGCGACCUCACACGUACACGCCGUUGCCACUCGCUACGUGGCAGCCCAGCUGGAACAGGCACGUGCCCUGUGCGUGCUCGUCUGUCGCACUGCCGGACUCGAUUUGACGCUCGAAGCUAAUGAGCAGCGCGGGUUCGCUUUGAUUGAUCAGCUCGAGCGGUCACUGCUUGUGCGGCUGUUUGCUAUGCUCGAACGCUACUGCCUGGCUGCGGAGACCCUUGCCUUUCCGCUGCCGCUCGGAUUCUGUUCGUUCUUCUCGUAUCUUGGCUACCGGGCCCUAGCAUUCGACACAUUCAUGCAAUACGUCGAGCAUCACGUGUUCGAGUUGCAGAUUGAUGUGAUGAAGGUGAUAUUUGCCGAUAUUGAGGACACACAGGAUGGUAUUCGGCGCAAGCUGGCAUUGCUAAUGUUGUUGCCGCGUUCGCGGGCCCGUCGGCUGCUGAACAACUGGAACCAUCCGGUCAGUGUGAUGCUGCGCGGUCGGGAGCAUGCGAUGAACAUUCUCUCCGGUAACUCGGUGCACCCGCGUGGUUCCACUGCGCACAAGAAGCGUGACUAUCAACCGAAAGAUCUCAGCCAAGGAUUGGGUGCUGCCCGGAAACUACAGCAACCGCUGGAUAACUUUUUCGAUCUGCUCACUGCCAAAGCCAACCUCAACGAGCUCGAUUUCAAUUUGCUGAUCGAAACAACACUUACUUCGGUAGAAAAUUUUCACGUUUAA